Vigna umbellata (rice bean) is the source of this 2419-nucleotide messenger RNA. NCBI's taxonomy places the organism in Eukaryota, Viridiplantae, Streptophyta, Magnoliopsida, Fabales, Fabaceae. The record is from RefSeq and is a predicted model, not a curated record.
GCAUAAAGUUCUGGCUAAAAACAUCAUGAAAAAACAAGUUUGGUUCUUAUCCAUUUUCCUUUCAUUUCUGAUUCUUCCAACUUCUUGCCAAAAACAUGCAUGUGACACAGGCUCUGCUACGAAAAGCAACUUUUCAUUUUGUGACACUUCUCUAUCUUAUGAGGACAGGGCGAAGGACUUGGUGUCACGCCUAACACUGGAAGAAAAGGCACAGCAACUAGUGGACCCUUCUGCGGGCAUUUCCCGGCUGGGUGUGCCUGCUUAUGAAUGGUGGUCAGAGGCACUUCAUGGUGUCUCAAACUUAGGGCCAGGGACACGUUUUAACAAAACGGUGCCAGGUGCCACUAGCUUCCCAGCAGUGAUACUGUCAGCUGCAAGCUUUAAUGAAAGUCUGUGGUACAAGAUGGGGCAGGUUGUUUCAACAGAAGCUAGAGCCAUGUACAAUGUGGACUUGGCUGGGUUGACAUUUUGGAGUCCUAACGUGAAUGUGUUCCGCGACCCUAGGUGGGGACGUGGCCAAGAAACUCCAGGGGAAGACCCCUUGCUGGUGUCUAGAUAUGCUGUCAACUAUGUUCGUGGCUUACAAGAAGUGGAGGACGAGGCAAGUGCUAAAGCUGAUAGGCUUAAGGUUUCAAGUUGUUGUAAGCAUUAUACUGCCUAUGACAUUGACAAUUGGAAAGGCAUUGAUCGCUUUCAUUUUGAUGCAAAGGUGACAAAGCAAGACUUGGAGGACACGUAUCAGCCUCCAUUCAAGAAAUGUGUGGAGGAGGGGCAUGUUAGCAGUGUUAUGUGUUCUUAUAAUAGGGUGAAUGGUGUUCCUACAUGUGCUGAUCCAGAUCUUCUCAAAGGAAUAAUAAGAGGCCAGUGGGGUCUAGAUGGAUAUAUUGUUUCGGAUUGUGAUUCGGUGGAAGUCUAUUAUGAUGCAAUUCAUUACACUGCGACUCCUGAAGAUGCAGUGGCUCUUGCACUUAAAGCAGGUUUAAACAUGAACUGUGGCGAUUUUCUGAAAAAAUACACUGCAAAUGCAGUAAACUUGAAAAAAGUAGACGUAGCAACAGUAGACCAAGCCUUGGUGUACAACUACAUAGUUGUCAUGGUCCUGAUGAGAUUGGGCUUAUUUGAUGACCCCAAGUCACUUCCAUUUGCAAACCUUGGGCCAUCUGAUGUGUGCACUAAAGACAACCAGCAACUGUCUGUAGAUGCUGCAAAGCAAGGAAUAGUUUUGCUGGAAAACAAUGGAGCUCUUCCCUUAUCCCAAACUAUCAUUAAAAAAUUGGUUGUGAUCGGACCAAAUGCCAAUGCAACAGAAGUUAUGAUCAGCAACUAUGCUGGCAUUCCUUGCCGCUACACCAGUCCUUUACAAGGACUACGAAAGUACAUUUCUUCAGUAAAGUAUGCACCUGGUUGUAGCGAUGUAAAAUGUGGUAAUCAGAGCCUCAUUGCAGCAGCAGUUAAGGCAGCAAUUUCGGCUGAUGCAGUGGUGUUGGUGAUGGGAUUAGACCAAUCUAUUGAAGCAGAGGGCCUGGAUAGAGAGAACCUGACAUUACCUGGCUUUCAAGGGAAGCUUGUGAAAGAUGUGGCCGGGGCUACAAAAGGAAAAGUGAUUUUAGUGAUAAUGGCAGCCGGUCCAACUGACAUUUCCUUCUCUAAAAAUGUCAGCAACAUAGGAGGAAUAUUGUGGGUAGGGUAUCCUGGCCAAGCUGGAGGGGAUGCUAUUGCCCAAGUAAUAUUUGGAGACUAUAACCCAGGUGGAAGGUCUCCUUUUACAUGGUAUCCACAAUCCUAUGUUGAUCAAGUGCCCAUGACAGACAUGAACAUGAGAGCCAACAUCAGUAGAAAUUUCCCUGGAAGAACCUAUAGGUUUUACAAUGGUACUUCCCUCUAUGAAUUUGGUCAUGGAUUAAGCUAUUCCACAUUCUCCAUGAAUGUUGAAUCUGCUCCCUCCACCAUAAUGGUUCAAAGCACAUCCAUUUCUGAAGCACAUAACAUCUUCUCUUCUGGCUCAGCCACCCAAGUUGAGUCUGUCUCCAAGGGUCAAGCUGUUGACAUUUCCUCCAUAAACUGUGAGGACUUGACAUUUUUGCUUGUGAUUGGUGUGAAGAACAAUGGACCCCUAAAUGGAUCACAUGUGGUGCUAGUGUUCUGGGAGCCAGCAACUUCAGACCUGGUGACUGGUGCUCCAAUUAAACAGCUUAUAGGAUUUGAAAGAGUAUAUGUUACGAUGGGGAUGACAGAGUUUGUGACAGUGAAAGUUGAUAUAUGCCAACUGCUAAGUAACGUGGAUAAUGAUGGCAAAAGAAAGUUAGUGAUUGGACAACACACUAUUUUGAUUGGUUCCUCCAGUGAAACCCAGGUUAGACACCACAUUGAUCUUAAAUUUUCAGGGAGUAUGAAGGCCAAGGAGUUCAAGUCUGAAUGA